GCACUGGUCAUUAUUCAUGACACUUCUUUUUUUGCUGCCUUGGCAAACUCGGAAGCAUAUGACCCACACACAACCUUUGGAUUGCUUAUUACUCUCUGUGAACCUGUCUUUGCUGAAUUUGAAAGAAGUUUCAGGGAUUGUCAAAUGGAUAAGUUUGACAUAGACUUUGUUAUCGACCUUUCAUGUGAGAUGCCCUAUACAUUCGUAGAUGAGGAUGCAAGGAAAGAAGCCUUUUGCUCACUUUUAAGUAAAUACCUUGGGGAGAUAUUCAUAUCUUAUAUCUUUGAAAAAGUUAGUAGAGUUGGGAAAGGUAGAACUACAGAUGACAGUAUCAUGUAUAUUAGGGGAAAUUUUGAAAUGCCUUUAUUAAACUUAGUAGUAAAACCAGAACUUGGAAUGGGACAAUCAUGUGCUUAUUUUCAGUCAUCAGCAUACUAUAUUGAAUUUAUCAGAAAGUUCAAACAGGAAGCAUCUCCUGUUCUCCAAUCUCAUCUACCAGUAUUUCUUCUGUACCUAACAGUAACAAUAGCUGGAAAAACAAUACAACUAACAUGUAUUGAUCAGAUAAGAAAACAUCUUAUCUUUGAGGCAUAUGUAAAUGUUGAGUCUGGGGACCUUAUAGGAAUGGUACACUCUGAUCUUGCACAGAAUGGUGGAAUUGAUCAUGAUGUUAGUAAUGCAAUCAUAGAAUCUGUGAAGCUGUUACAUAGUAAUGGUUUUGUGCAUGGAGAUCUAAGAAGUCCUAAUAUUAUGAUAGGAAACAAUAACCAGGUGAAAUUUUUAGACUUUGAAUGGGCAG
Messenger RNA from Entrophospora candida, 799 nucleotides. The record is from the annotation of a GenBank genome assembly. Lineage: Eukaryota; Fungi; Glomeromycota; Glomeromycetes; Entrophosporales; Entrophosporaceae.